AUGGUUUGGGACUAUAAGCUGCUCGACUCUGUAUCCGUCAGUCCACUUGACUGCAUCUACCAGUUUUUCUGCCUUCCCUGUGCGUGGGGUGAGUUGUACGCGGUCGACCAAGGAGAGCGCUGUCUUCAGCCGCAGUGCCUCAUAGGCACCCUCAUCGCCUUCGUGCCGGUUUUAAACUGCUUUUGCUUUGCAAACCGGCGCGCUGAGCAGAUGGAACGUAUGGGAAUGUACGUUGACUAUCUUGAGGUAUGCGCUGUUAUUUGUGGUUUUCCCAGCGCUUGCUGCUUUGUGCACCAGGAGCGACUGCAGUACAAUGGAACAGGUGCAGAGCCGAAGCUCAUUCUCAUGGAGUAA
Molecule: messenger RNA, 354 nt
Organism: Cyanidioschyzon merolae strain 10D
Lineage: Eukaryota; Rhodophyta; Bangiophyceae; Cyanidiales; Cyanidiaceae
Exons: 1
Coding region: 1-354 (117 amino acids)
Source: RefSeq, a predicted model, not a curated record